Molecule: messenger RNA, 999 nt
Organism: Trypanosoma theileri
Lineage: Eukaryota; Euglenozoa; Kinetoplastea; Trypanosomatida; Trypanosomatidae
Exons: 1
Coding region: 1-999 (332 amino acids)
Biological process (GO): COPI coating of Golgi vesicle
Molecular function (GO): GTPase activator activity
Source: RefSeq, a predicted model, not a curated record
AUGCGGUCAGCCGUGCCCAAAGACUCGGAAGAGGCAAAAGCCCUCGUGGGAUCUCUACGACAGCAUGCGGAUAACAAAGUUUGCUUUGAUUGCCCGCAGAAAAAUCCGAGUUGGUGCAGUGCUACGUAUGGUAUUUUCUUAUGUAUGGAUUGUUCUGGGAGGCACCGUGGCUUGGGUGUUCAUCUCUCUUUUGUGCGCUCCGCCGAUCUUGACAGUUGGACUCCUGAGGAGGCGCUUCGGAUGGCACUCGGAGGCAAUGCGGCAGCCCGGCAGUUUUUCAAGCAACAUGGCUGUGAUGACCCCAAGACGCGCUACACAUCCCCCGCUGCGCAGAUGUACCGAAAACGGCUUGACCGACUUGUGGGGGAACGUGUUAGGGGAACGACAGAAGAGAAGCCCUCGGAGAGUGAGCGCGUUGUGACAACGGGGGUGUCCACUGAGGCAAAAAAGGAGCCUGAGGUCACGAGUGUCAGUAGCCCAGUUGCUCAGCCUUCCGUAAUAAAUCUACCAUCCAAAACGGGAAAGAAACUUGGUACAAGCAAGAAGAAGGGAUUCGGUGGGGCCCAGAAAGUGGAAGAGGGGACCAUCAAGGAGACUUCAGAUCCGGUUCCAGAGACCCUGCUUCACGAUGAUGUGAAAUCGGAGGAAGUACAUAGGCCGGAGACUGACCCUGUCGGUGGAACAACUCACUCCGUGAGUCCAGGAGAUCGUUUCCGUGGGUUGGGGAACCCUGCAUUCCAGACAGAAAAACUGGAUUCUACUCCUUCUGCGAACAACGGACCCGACUACUCUGGUGUGGGAUCACAGUCAUAUCAGCCGCAGCAGGCGAUUCGCUCAGAUUCUGGCAUUACUGGUGGUAAUAGUGGUAGUGGAUACAGCACUAGCUUACAAGAGACCUUGUGGCAGGUGUCCGAAGCUUGGGAUUCCUUGAAAGAGACAGCCAAUCGUUCCCGUGAAGAAUGGGGAAACAAAGUCAAGGAGUUCUUGGAUGACCUUUAA